GCGUAGUGCCAACAGCAUAUACACAAGUGCCACAUUGUCCUGCGUUGGCCAGUCGGCUCCAUAUGCUGUUUACUCCGUACGUGCUGAUUUGUUGGUGUGUAAGUGAGAACUGACAUCGUCGACGACGUUCGAUGGUAGAGUUGUUCGCAUCGUUAAGUUGAAACGCUUUUCCGGUGAUAGAUAAACGAUUUCGUGAGUGGGAAUCGGUGAUCUUGUUGCAAACAUGGUUGUAAUGAAAGGUCGCAAAACCUCGAAUAAAAAUCCUCCUAUAUUCAGUCAUGAGUUUGUCAUUCAAAAUCAUGGAGAUAUUGUUUCUUGUGUAGCUUUAAUCUUUGUGACUGGUUUAAUGGUGCAGGCAACAUCACCAUGGGCAUAUACGUUUAUUGCUCUUCACCAUAAUGUGACUUCUGACAUAGAAGAGCCAACUGUAUCGGUUAAAUAUACAACAGGUUGGAAAGACGCGUGUGCAGUAUUUUUCUAUUUCUUAAUUACAAUUGUAAUACAUGCUGUGUUUCAAGAAUAUGUAUUCGAUAAAAUUUCUAAACGUCUGCAUCUUAGUAAGGUGAAGCUUGCUAAAUUUAACGAAUCUAGUCAACUGGUCCUGUUUUAUGUUUUGUCUAUUAUAUGGGGCAUAGACAUAAUUGUUAGAGAAGAUUUGCUGUUAAAUGUAACAUUGUUGUGGAAGGCGUAUCCAAUGUUGUUAACUUUUUCAUCUAAACUGUUCUUUAUUGGUCAGCUUUCUUACUGGUUGCAUUGUUACCCUGAGUUGUAUUUCCAAAGAGUCAAGAGAGAAGAUAUUCCUUCUCGUGCUGCACAGGCAACCAUUGGAUUAUUGUUCAUCCUUGCUGCUUAUAUUUUCAACUUUCAACAAGUAGGAAUCUUAUUACUAGUUUUGCAUUACAUGGGAGAUGCUAUGCUUCAUGGAGCUAGAAUUUUUUAUUUCAUCAGUAAAAGAGACAAGAUAACAAAAUUGACAUUCCUUGUUGCAAAUUCGAUAUACGUUUUCGUACGCGUUGCAACGCUUACUCUUGCAACUUUAGUAUUCCUAUAUGGUUUAAGUCAAACGGAAAGUGUAUUCGAUUAUGACACUGGAAACUUCAACAUCCCGCUUGUACGAUUCUCGGCUUUAGGUCUCAUUGCUAUUUUCGAGGGCUAUCUAUCUUACAUGUACGUUACCAAACAAAUUAAACGCACUCGAGAAAAUACAACAUCUGUACAAGUGGUUACUAAGUCUAAACAAAAGUCGAAGAAAAAGGAGGGAAAGAAACCUGCAGCGUCGGAAGAUGACGACUUACCAGAAGUUGAUCAAGCAACUAAAAAGAAUCUAAGGUCUCGUUCCUCGGCGAAAGCAAAAUAAAACUUACUCCACUAACAAUAAGUAAAGAAACAUUGAGAUAUUGUAUAUAAUGUAUUAUAUAUUAUAUACGUUGCAUACAGAAACAUAAUUGUAACUAUAACUUUCUAUGCAGAAAACAUGAAAGCACGAUAGGUGAGGGAAUAGUUUACCUUAAAACAGUAUAUAAAACUAAGAUAAAACACAUGAAAUGAACUUCAUUCAUUUAUCGCGUAUAGCACUUAGUUAAGUACUACUUAAAACGGUAAAAUCGUCAUUAUUUAAAACUUAAACUGUAUUUUUGUAAAAG
This is a messenger RNA of Nomia melanderi (Alkali bee), 1643 nucleotides long. It is a transcript of the gene TRAM, whose product is annotated as translocating chain-associated membrane protein 1. Gene Ontology annotation, biological process: SRP-dependent cotranslational protein targeting to membrane, translocation; protein insertion into ER membrane. Gene Ontology annotation, cellular component: endoplasmic reticulum membrane. Lineage: Eukaryota; Metazoa; Arthropoda; Insecta; Hymenoptera; Halictidae. The record is from RefSeq and is a predicted model, not a curated record.